CGAGAUCUUCGAAGAUCCGGUCCGAGCGCGCCGCUUUCGUUUGUUGCCACGGCAACUGGGAGGCGCGAGUGCCCGCGGGAAGGAGGCGCCCACAUUCCUCCCCGCGAGCCCAGGGGAUUGGGAAGUGGCCAACCCUGAGCUCCCAGCCCCGGAGGCCUCGAGGCCAUGGGCCGGAUCUCGGGGCUCGUGCCCUCCCGUUUCCUGACGCUCCUGGCGCACCUGGUGGUCGUCAUCACCUUAUUCUGGUCCCGGGACAGCAACAUCCAGGCCUGCCUGCCUCUCACGUUCACCCCCGAAGAGUACAGGAAGCAGGACAUGCAGCUGGUAGCAGCGCUCGCUGUCACCCUGGGCCUCUUCGCAGUGGAGCUGGCCGGUUUCUUCUCAGGAGUUUCCAUGUUCAACAAUACCCAGAGCCUCAUCUCCAUCGGGGCUCACUGUAGUGCAUCUGUGGCCCUCUCCUUCUUCAUAUUUGAGCGCUGGGAGUGCACCAUGUACUGGUACAUUUUCGUCUUCUGCAGUGCCCUCCCGGCUGUCACUGAAACGGCAUUAUUCAUCAGCGUCUUUGGGCUGAAAAAGAAACCGUUCUGAUUACCUUCAUGAGAGCAUGAAGAAAGGCUGGAGGAGCAUUCGCUGUUCCUGAAAGGAGGAACCCCGCCCCCCCCCCAACUCCCCCUAAAAUGGCAUUUGGUGGAGGAUGUUAGUGUUAGAGUAAUUAACUGUCGAGUCUGGGAUUUAUUAGCGUUUUAUUUAGAGCUUUGUAAUUAAAUCCUAUUUUAGAGUAACCUCAAAACUUAUAAAAAUUUCAGGGGAAAAUUGGUGUAGCCAAACUACUAGAGAAACGGAAGGCUGUUUUCCAGCCUUGCAGACGGGGAGAUAAUAUGUACCGCUUUUAUCGUGGUUAUUACGGUAAACGGCGGAAGGGAGUGGGCGGAGAUAUGUAAAUCAGUGGUACUAACGGCUAAGACUGCACGCUCGCAAGCGGAGCAUUCUGGGAGAAUUUAGUUUAUUCCUUUUGGUUGCCAAAUGGAAAAAACAUAGUAUUUAGAAAGAUCUGAAAAUAAAUGUAGCAACAGAAAAGGAGGGAUCUGAAUAAUUUUAGUGCUCAGGCUAACGUGUUAUUUCUCACCCUAUGUCAUCGUGGGAUCCCUUUCAUGGAGUCCCGAGUGCGCAGAGAUCGCGUUUAUCGUCAGGUAGGAUAAUCCUUACCUGUCCCUCCUUUUGGAGGGCAGAUUGGAACGUGAUGAUUGGAGAUCGCAUGAUUCGUGAUUAACGUCUCUGCGUGAUCAGGACUUGCAACACCCUGAUUGCUCCUAAUCUGAU
Molecule: messenger RNA, 1320 nt
Organism: Myotis brandtii (Brandt's bat)
Lineage: Eukaryota; Metazoa; Chordata; Mammalia; Chiroptera; Vespertilionidae
Gene: TMEM107
Product: transmembrane protein 107
Exons: 5
Coding region: 166-588 (140 amino acids)
Biological process (GO): non-motile cilium assembly; protein localization to ciliary transition zone
Cellular component (GO): MKS complex
Source: RefSeq, a predicted model, not a curated record